CUGCUUUUGUUUUUCUUCUUCUUUUCAGGUUUGGUAGGCGGCACCUCCAAAUCAGACUCUUCCUUUUGUUCUUGUCUUUCCAAAUCCUAAUUCGUCAAUUAAUCAGAAUCACCUUAACCUCAAUUUCCCCUAAAUACACAAAACCGGAACCUUACUUGACCUCUGCAAGUUUCAUUGAAUAAAAAGAAAAUUCCACACCCCACAUUCCCUCCCAUCAUUAAUAAUCUCAAAGUUUCGUUUUUGACCUUCUGGGAUUGCUUCUUUUGGGUGGAUUUGAAUUCAAAUCCAAUUGGGUAUCGAAAAUGUUUAACGGUAUGAUGGAUCCUGAUAUGAUCCGAAUGGCUCAGCAACAGAUGAGUCGCAUGUCACCCGCUGAGUUGGCUCGGAUCCAACAACAGAUGAUGUCUAAUCCAGAGUUGAUGAGGAUGGCCUCGGAAAGCAUGAAGAACAUGAGUCCUGAAGACUUUAAAAUUGCUGCCGAACAGUUAAAGCAUACACGUCCAGAAGAAAUGGCUGAGAUUGGUGAGAAGAUGGCCAAUUCAACACCUGAUGAAGUAGCAGCUAUGCGUGCCCGUGUUGAUGCUCAGAUCAAUUAUCAAUUAAAUGCAGCUGAGAUGUUGAAGAAGCAGGGAAAUGAACUUCAUAAUCAAGGAAGGUUCAAUGAUGCUUUACAGAAGUAUAUGCUUGCAAAGGAAAACAUAAAAGAUAUUCCAUCUUCUCAAAGUAGGAAACUUCUUUUGGCAUGCUCACUCAACUUGAUGUCCUGUUACUUGAAGACAAGGAAGUAUGAUGAAUGCAUAAAUGAAGGUUCUGAGGUUUUGGCAUAUGAUGCGAACAACCUUAAGGCUCUGUAUCGAAGAGGUCAAGCAUAUAAGGAACUUGGUCUACUAAAGGAUGCUGUUACUGAUUUGAGCAAGGCACUUGAAGUGGCCCCUGAUGAUGACACAAUUGCAGAGCUUUUUAGGGACACCAAGGAAAAGUUGACAAAGGGAGGUGGAGACCAAGCACUGCAUGUAGGAUUAGUAAUUGAAGAAAUAACAGAAGAAGUAGAGAAUGUGCCUUCUGGAAACAACAUAAGCUCUUAUUUGGAAGAAACAGUGGCUCAACCAAAAAAAUCUGGAGACUCCUCUAAGAGUUGUGGUACAGCUAACAAUGGAAAUCCAAAAACAAAUACAGACAGUCUAGAUGCAUUGAAAAAAGAUCCAGAAGCUAUCAGAUCAUUCCAAAACUUCAUUUCAAGUGCGGAUCCUGCCGCUCUUGCUUCUUUGAACACUGGUCAAUCCAAAGAUAUCUCUCCAGAUAUGAUUAGAGGUACCACAGAUAUGAUUAGCAAGAUGUCACCUGAGGAACUUCAAAAAAUGCUUGACAUGGCUUCUUCAUUUCAAGGAGACAACCCAUUUUUCAGAGGAGGUUCCCCUGAUUCUCCUUUCAACCCUGGAUCAAUUCCUCCCAAUGUGACACCUGACAUGUUUAAAACAGCGAGUGACAUGAUAAGUAAAAUGUCAGCUGAUGACCUUAAGAAUAUGUUUGAAAUGGCAUCCUCACUGAACGGGAAAGAAUCUAUUCCAUCGUCAGCCGCCGUAGACAAGAAUGAAAGAAAUGUUUCCCAGUCAAGCUUCCCAUCAUCAAGUACAAAUGGAACUAGUGCUUUUGGAGAAUCAAGUUCUUCUCACAAUGCGUUUUCGAAUAUGAGAAAUGCUUCUCCGUCAAACUUCCCUUCCUCAAGCACUGAUUUACAAGAACAGAUGAGAAACCAGAUGAAAGAUCCAGCCAUGCGGCAGAUGUUCACAUCAAUGUUUAAAAAUAUGAGCCCAGAAAUGAUGGCAAACAUGGGUGAACAAUUUGGGUUCAAGCUUUCACAAGAAGACGCAGCAAAAGCUCAGCAAGCCAUGUCAUCCUUAUCACCAGAAAGCUUGGAUAAAAUGAUGCUUUGGGCGGACAGGAUUCAAAGAGGAGUUGAAGGUGCAAAAAAGACAAAGAACUGGCUGCUAGGGAAACCUGGCAUGGUCUUAGCAAUAUGCAUGCUCAUUUUGGCUAUCAUUCUUCACCGGUUGGGCUUCAUUGGUAGGUAGAAGAAUAAGGGGCACACAUUAUUAUAUAUGAGAUUCCUCAAGAGUUCAAACUGAGGCAUAGCCUUGUAUGAGGAGACGAUGAUUUGUUGUCUCAGCCAAGAAACAAAGAGGAGAGGAGUUAUCCAGAAAGCAAUGCCAAAAUGGCAUCUCUUAUCAGAUAUGUCCAAAUUGAGGAUGUGAUUGGCACUCUUUUUGUAUUAUAUUAGCUUUUUGAGUUGUUUACCAUUUAGCAAGCACUGAGAAGGACCCUACCAUUCAAUAAAUCCAGAACCUUAUGUCAUUCCUAUAGCCUUAUCCUUAUGCUUUUGUCAGCCACCUUUUUCGGUGGACUCUUACCUCCUUUUUUUUUCCAUCUACCGCUGCACAGAAAAACGUUAUUUAUAAAAAU
This is a messenger RNA of Gastrolobium bilobum, 2460 nucleotides long. Its product is annotated as outer envelope protein 61. The record is from RefSeq and is a predicted model, not a curated record. Bases 303 to 2072 code for a protein of 589 amino acids. The transcript has 11 exons. Gene Ontology annotation, molecular function: protein binding. Lineage: Eukaryota; Viridiplantae; Streptophyta; Magnoliopsida; Fabales; Fabaceae.